AUGGAAACAAUUCAGCAAAACCACAAGUUGAAAAUCUACAGCAAGCCGCCAAAGGACAAGAUUGGGCCACUGCAGUCUGCAUUUGUCCUGUGUGUGUUUGCCAUGACUCUCCUGGCUCCGGCUGGAUGGAUUAUGCAUCACAUCCCAGAAUAUCGGCAGAGAUCACCUCCACGACCCUGA
Messenger RNA from Nematolebias whitei (Rio pearlfish), 180 nucleotides. RefSeq names its product COX8 domain-containing protein. The transcript has 2 exons. Bases 1 to 180 code for a protein of 59 amino acids. Gene Ontology annotation, cellular component: mitochondrion. The record is from RefSeq and is a predicted model, not a curated record. Gene Ontology annotation, biological process: mitochondrial electron transport, cytochrome c to oxygen. NCBI's taxonomy places the organism in Eukaryota, Metazoa, Chordata, Actinopteri, Cyprinodontiformes, Rivulidae.